This is a messenger RNA of Microplitis demolitor, 1287 nucleotides long. RefSeq names its product methylglutaconyl-CoA hydratase, mitochondrial. Gene Ontology annotation, molecular function: enoyl-CoA hydratase activity. Gene Ontology annotation, biological process: fatty acid beta-oxidation. Gene Ontology annotation, cellular component: mitochondrion. The transcript has 3 exons. Bases 242 to 1150 code for a protein of 302 amino acids. Lineage: Eukaryota; Metazoa; Arthropoda; Insecta; Hymenoptera; Braconidae. The record is from RefSeq and is a predicted model, not a curated record.
AGCUACUCCAUAAUAAUAUUCCUCUAUUCUAACAAACAAUUUAUAAGUAUCUGUGCGUUUGUUUAGUCAUCACAUCACAUCACAUCAGCAAACGGUUUGCUUAUGUGUUAUGUAUAUAAUCCCCACCAUUUAAAAAAUAAUAUAAAAUAAAGUUAACUCGCGACUGCGAGACAGCAAAGACACUACACGAUAACUCAGCACUUUUAGUAAUACUUUACACGUUCACCGACUGUUAAUCAUCAUGGUAUCGUUGAUGUCAAGAUUACAAACCACCAGAAUAGUAAAUAGUGUUUCAUUUAUACGACAAAUGUCUACGAAAGUAAUGACUGAUGGUGAGGAUAAAAUAAAUAAUAAAGAAGUAAGAAUAAGCUAUCUUGAUGGUAAGGACAAUGGGAUAGCGGUUUUGGGACUGGAACGUCCUGAGGCAAGAAAUGCAUUCAGCAAAAAUCUUGUGUCCCAAUUGACCGAAGCCGUUGAUGCUAUACGUAAUGAUGAGAAAGUUAGAGUUCUCAUAAUUCGCAGCCUGGUACCAAAGAUAUUUAGUGCUGGCGCUGAUUUGAGGGAACGAUUUAAAAUGACGGAAAAUGAAGUUGAAGAAUUCAUACAUUCACUGCGUAAUUUUAUAAGAAAUGUCGAGACAAUGCCAACGCCUGUUAUUGCUGCUAUUGAUGGUGCGGCCUUGGGAGGCGGACUUGAAUUAGCACUUGCCUCAGAUAUAAGAACAGCGGCCAGUGAAUCUAAAAUGGGUCUUGUUGAGACUAAGUGGGCCAUUUUUCCUGGUGCUGGUGGUACAUUGCGACUGCCGCGGAUUGUUGGUCCUGCAGUAGCCAAAGAACUUAUUUACACAUCAAGAAUAAUUGAUGGAGAUGAAGCUAAAAGUAUUGGCUUAAUUAAUCAUGUUGUUAAGCAAAAUAAAAUGGGUGAUGCUGCUUAUCACGCAGCACUUGAUAUUGCCAGAGAAAUUUUACCCAAUGGACCUAUCGGUGUUAGAUUGGCGAAAGUUGUAAUGUCACAAGGAUUUGAAAUUCCUAUUGAAGAUGGAUUUGAAAUUGAGAAAAAGUGUUACAGCAAGUUACUUAAAACACAAGAUCGGAUUGAAGGAUUGGCAGCAUUCUCAGCUAAACGUGUUCCCAUUUACCGAGGAGCAUAAAAAACAAAAUAUUACGUAAUUGUUUUUAUUUUAUUUUAUUAAACCUUUCUGUUGUCCUUAUUUUUAUAUUUUAAAUAACUGUUACUUUAUAAUACUACUGUGAUAUAUUAAGUUUUUUUUUGUAUUUUAACUCUUUA